AUGAGCGUUAUUCCAGAAAGCAACGUGGAUGUUCUCAUUGUUGGAGCAGGGCCGGCGGGCCUCAUGAUGGCGACAUGGAUGGCCAAAUGUGGCAUCAACGCGCGCAUAGUCGACAAACGAGGAACCAAGAUCUUCAACGGACAAGCAGAUGGUCUCCAGUGCCGUACUCUUGAGAUCCUUGAUUCGCUAGGGUUUGGGCAUAGGGCAUGGCGCGAAGCAAACCAUAUGCUCGAAAUCUGUCUUUGGAACCCAGACGAGAAUGGAAUCAUCAGACGAAGUGAUCGCAUUCCAGACACUAUCCCUGGCAUCAGCCGUUUCCAGCAAGUUGUCUUGCACCAGGGUCGGAUCGAGAGAUUUUUCCUUGAUUCAAUCGCAGAGGCGAGUGACAUUCGGGUGGAGAGAGGCGUGAUGCCGUCAAGUCUCAAGAUUGACGAAUCUGCGGUAGAGGAUGAUGCCGCGUAUCCAAUCACUGUGACUUUGAGGCAUCUCACGGAGGAAGAGGCCACUCCAAAGCAAUCUUCAACAUCUGCCAACGGUCAGAGUGUACAAGACGGACUUUUUCGCAGCAACCUUGCCAAGGACGACACCCAAGACUUGCUCGAUGCUUCAAAGAUUAAUGCAAAGGCAAAUAGCGAAGAAGUGAUUCAUACAAAGUACAUGAUCGGUGCUGAUGGAGCACACUCGUGGACGCGCAACCAGAUUGGCCUAAAACUUGAAGGCGAUUCGACCGACUAUAUCUGGGGAGUUUUGGAUAUUGUACCAAUUACGGACUUUCCGGAUAUCCGAAUGAGAUGCGCGAUUCACUCUGCCGAUUGCGGGAGUAUCAUGGUUAUCCCGAGGGAAAAUAAGCUCGUCCGACUUUACAUCCAGCUAACCACGACACAAAAGAAUGGAGACAACUCGGGUAGGGUUGAUCGAUCUAAGAUCAAUCCUCAGAUGAUUCUGGAGUCUGCACAAAGGAUUCUGGCGCCUUAUAAGAUUACCUACCGUAAACUUGACUGGUGGACUGCAUACCAGAUAGGCCAGCGGGUUGGAACUUCUUUCUCCGUACACGAGCGCGUCUUUUUGGCAGGUGAUGCGGUACACACUCAUAGCCCCAAGGCGGGACAGGGAAUGAAUGUCAGUAUGCAAGACAGUUUCAAUCUCGGUUGGAAGAUUGCAAGCGUUGUCAAGGGUCACGCCCAUCGAUCAAUUCUGAAGACGUACCAAUCUGAAAGACGUCGCAUUGCGCAAGAUCUCAUCGCCUUUGAUCACAAGUUUUCUAGACUCUUUUCCGGUCGGCCCGCCAAAGAUGUCAUGGACGCAGAGGGUAUCAGCAUGGAAGAGUUCAAGGCAGCAUUUGAGAAGGGCAACAUGUUUGCCAGUGGUAUUGCUGUGAACUACGGUGCAAGCGCAAUUGUGGCAAAAGAAGGUAGUAGUGCAGAGCAGGGUGACGGCACCGACGUGUCCGUCGCGAAUGCAAAGCAUCGGGUCAUCUCUGACCAAUCUCUUUGCAGCGGCAUAACAGUCGGCAUGCGUAUUCCGAGCCAUAAAGUUCUUAGUCAAGCAGAUGCCCGGCCCUGGCAUCUUCACGAAGUGCUUCCUAGCAACGGACGCUGGCGAGUAAUAGUUUUUGCCGGAAACACUAAUGAUGAUCGGCAGCGGGACAAGCUUUGGAAGGUCUCGGAAGCUUUCAGCGCCCCCAAUUCUUUCUUAAACCUCUACACUCCCAAGAGAGCCAGAUACGACGAAGUAUUCGAGGUUCUUCUUAUCCACAACGCUCCACGUCAGAGCGUCACCGUUCUCGACUUCCCAGAGGUAUUCCGCCCUUAUGACGAAGUUGACGGUUGGGACUACAACAAAAUAUUUGUGGAUGAUGUUUCUUACCAUGAAGGGUUUGGAAAUAUUUAUGAGGCCCUAGGUAUUCCUCAGGAUGGAUCCAUUGUUAUUGUUCGACCAGACCAGUAUGUUUCUUACGUUGGGUCUAUGGAGAAGCCAGCUGCAGUCAACAGCUUCUUUGCAGGGUUUAUGAAGGAACAGCACGCUCCGGAUGAGGCACCGACGAAUGGUACCAAAGUCUGA
This is a messenger RNA of Trichoderma harzianum CBS 226.95, 2061 nucleotides long. RefSeq lists its product as hypothetical. NCBI's taxonomy places the organism in Eukaryota, Fungi, Ascomycota, Sordariomycetes, Hypocreales, Hypocreaceae. The transcript is spliced from 4 exons. Gene Ontology annotation, molecular function: FAD binding. Bases 1 to 2061 code for a protein of 686 amino acids. The record is from RefSeq and is a predicted model, not a curated record.